AUGGAUGGGUGCACAAGCUGUCACACACUCCUACCAUCCACUGUAAACUUCUCAGCUUUUGGGGGCUCGAGCUUUGGUGAUCCUCAGCUCUACAAGUCUAUAAUUAGAAGCCUACAAUUCUUGACAGUAACUAGACCAGAAAUCUCCUACAGUGUCAACAAAUUGUCGCAAUUUGUUCAGGCUCCCUUGGAUACUCAUUGGAGGAUGGUGAAGAGGAUAUUCCGGUAUCUCAGUAGGACAAGAAAUUAUAGCUUACAGUUGAAUAAAAAUAGUUCGAUGCAAGUGACUGCUUAUUACAAUUCAGAUUGGGCUAGAGAUCCUGAUGAUCGAAAGUCCACGAGUGGAUACUGUGUGUUUCUAGGUUCUAACUUGGUCUCUUGGGCUUCAAGAAAGCAGACAGCAGUGGCACAGUCAGAAGUUGAAUAUUGA
This is a messenger RNA of Arachis duranensis, 429 nucleotides long. RefSeq names its product secreted RxLR effector protein 161-like. The transcript has a single exon. The coding region runs from base 1 to 429 and encodes 142 amino acids. NCBI's taxonomy places the organism in Eukaryota, Viridiplantae, Streptophyta, Magnoliopsida, Fabales, Fabaceae. The record is from RefSeq and is a predicted model, not a curated record.